Sphaeroforma arctica JP610 is the source of this 330-nucleotide messenger RNA. RefSeq lists its product as hypothetical. The annotation marks the transcript as partial. Lineage: Eukaryota; Ichthyosporea; Ichthyophonida. The record is from RefSeq and is a predicted model, not a curated record. The transcript has 2 exons.
CCGCCCAUGUGCUUCCCUGGUUGAUUGACCACUACCAGACAUGGCUGCUGCAGUGGGCGCUGGCGUGCCAGAAUGAUCAGCUGGCCGUGCAGAUGAUAGUGACACUUGCCGUGAGCAUCGUCGAGUGCCACUCCUUCACCGCCCACGUGGCCGAGAGAGCCGAUUUGUAUCCCUACCUACCCUUGGCCGAGAGUAGUGUGCUGGACUCCGAGUACAUGUCUCAGCCACCCACCAACGACGGCAGUCGGUCCGACGAGGAGCGAUUCUACCUACACAACGCACGCGCCACAAUAGCCCGACGGGUGACUGAGGGCAAGAAACGCUCAGGCG